AUGGCCACCAACUCUUUACAGUCCCUCCACCACCAUCAUUCCCUCCUCAAGCUCCUCCCCUCAGACACCGCCCCUCCCUCCUUCCUCUUCCUUAAGCCUACAACAUCCAUCUCCACCACCACCAACACUUCCCUCUCCCUCUCUAUUUCGUACUCAACACCCACCACUGCUCACGCCAUCUCCCCCACCACCUCCACUACUCCCUCGACUUCCAAAACCUCCUCCCUUGACCUCCUCCAGCAACACCUCUCCAACCAAAACUUCCGUGAAGCCGAUGAGGAAACCCGCAGGCUUCUCAUAGCUCUAGCUGGCGAAGCAGCUCAGAAGCGCGGCUAUGUCUUCUUCUCUGAGGUUCAGUUCAUAUCAGAACAAGACCUUAAAGCCAUUGAUGAACUGUGGAAAAAGCACAGCAACAACAAGUUUGGAUACAGUGUUCAAAAGAGAAUAUGGCAACAAAAGGCUAACAAAGACUUCUCUAAACUGUUCAUCAAACUUGGGUGGAUGAAGAAACUUGAUACCGAGGUUGAGCAAUACAACUAUAGGUCUUUUCCUGAUGAGUUCAUCUGGGAGCUUAGUGAUGAUACACCUGAAGGCCACUUGCCUUUGACAAAUGCACUUAGAGGGACGCAAUUGCUUACCAAAAUUCUUAACCAUCCUGCUUUUGAGGUAGAUGAAGAAGUGGAGGAAGACAAAAUUGAAGGUAAUGAAAAUGGUGGGCUAAAUGGAUUGGCGGAUAGCUCAAAGCCUCCAAUAAACAAGAGAGUACUCAGUUCAGAUUACAGCUUUUGA
Dovyalis caffra is the source of this 789-nucleotide messenger RNA. The record is from the annotation of a GenBank genome assembly. Lineage: Eukaryota; Viridiplantae; Streptophyta; Magnoliopsida; Malpighiales; Salicaceae.